AUGUCGAAGAAGAAGCAAAGAUCACCGCCAUGGUCCGACCUCACUCCAGAACUCCUCGCCCUGGUGUUCCUCUGCCUCCCUAGACGUUCAGAUCGUGUCUUAUUUACUGCUGUCUGCCGUGCAUGGCGCUCUGCGGUUCAGCAGUGCCGCCUGCUGCCGUCGCCAGUGCCGUGGCUUGUACGUCCUGAUGGCAGCGCCACCCGCUUCCCCUGCGGCAGCGAGACCUUCCACCUGCCGGAUGGCGUUCGCUGUCACAACUCUUGUGGCGAGUGGCUUCUCUUGUCGCGGGAUGACCGCUGCUGCUUCCUGAUGAACCCCUUCACCAAGGCAACCAUGCUACUUCCUAAACUGUUUACGUACACCACCUACCCUGACCCUUCGGAAACCAUCCACAGGCUCUCUGGGUUGCUUUGCAUUAACCGCAAUUACAUAUCUGUUUUGAGUCUAGUGGUGUGCUCGAAACGCCUCAUUGCUGUGAUAGUUACUAAGGUCCUUGGUGGACGUACAGGAUGUCGAAGAAGAAGCAAAGGUCGAAGAAGAAGCAAAGAUCACCACCAUGAGAGCACGACAAAUAGGUUGCAAUUAAAGGGGGAGCAGCUGCAGGAGCCUGUGGAGACCGACAAAGAUGAUCCUGGGACGCUUCUUCCUGGAGGGACAUCUGGUUCAUCUGCUGCUUCCACAACUUCGUGCUGA
Miscanthus lutarioriparius is the source of this 693-nucleotide messenger RNA. The record is from the annotation of a GenBank genome assembly. NCBI's taxonomy places the organism in Eukaryota, Viridiplantae, Streptophyta, Magnoliopsida, Poales, Poaceae.